Molecule: messenger RNA, 2308 nt
Organism: Gaeumannomyces tritici R3-111a-1
Lineage: Eukaryota; Fungi; Ascomycota; Sordariomycetes; Magnaporthales; Magnaporthaceae
Exons: 2
Coding region: 133-1959 (608 amino acids)
Source: RefSeq, a predicted model, not a curated record
UCCCGACGGUCCGAAGCUCGCUUUCUCCCCAACAUCAGCGGAAUCGAGCUCAAGCUAGCCUCUGAGCUGUGUUUCUGUUCGUAAAGCCUCGCCGGCCUACUCUCGCGACUACCCGAAUGGCAACAACGAGCCAUGCGGACCCACGUACUUAACCCCCUGGCCGCGGCCGUGCUCUGCGUGCUCUUCCCGUCCGUGGUAUAUUCGGACGCACCCUCGAUCGGCUUGCAAUGGCCCUCAUCGGCCCCGUUAGCCCCCAGCCCAGAGGCCGCGCGUCGGAAUGCCUUCAAGAUCUUCAACGCCGUCCACUCGGCGGCCCGCCAGUGGGGCUCGUCCCUCGACCACAACGGCAUGUCCUUCUUCCUCGCCACCGUGCCCGAGGGCAGCGUCUUCUUCCACGGCGACAGCAAGCCGGACAGGCCCGAGGGCGUGGAGUGGCUCGCCUUUGAGAUGGAGCACGCCCAGGUGUUUGCCCGGUCCGAGGACCCCGAGAACUGGCCGCCUCAGGCCAGCCGGCAUGAUCUUCUUCGGUAUGAAGGACACGGCAGCAAAAGUCUCCUGGCCCAAGCCGCGCCGCGUCCGGCGGUUCCCGGUUAUCAACAACGCCCGAUGGUCUUGUCGGACGGCGAUUCCAGCGAGCCCGAUGAGCAUGGCGACGACGACGACGACGACGACGACGACAGGAGGCGCCGGUUGCGCCGGUUCCGCCCCGGCCGCGGCUACCUCCACACCUACCGCGCGCAGCGGCAGCUCAACCUACUCUACAUCGACGGCAUGGCGGCCGGCAAGUGCGCGUACGGGCCACUCGACACGCAGAACUACGUGCUGCUGGACUGGGAUGUCAGCAGGCCCGACGCUGGCUGGAACGACGAGCUGGCACGCGCCAAGCAGCUGUGCGACGUCGCCAAUACAUGGGGCGACGCCGGCACGCCCAUCGACGGCUUCGUGCGCAUGGAGGCCGGGUUCGAGAUCAUCUACUGCCAUUUUGAGGAGGGCGGCGGGCUGGAGCCCGUCGCCGUCGACGCCAGCCCCUUUAUGAACGAGACGGGCUGGGUGGACUGGGAGGUUUCUAGGUUUGAGUGGAUACGGGCAUCCACGCUGAGAUAUAACGGUCUCCCCGCCGACAGGAUAACCAUCGACUGGUCGAGCAUGGUCUCGGUCUUCUUCUACGACGUCAACAUCACGAAUCCGGACCCGAAGCGCCCCGAGCUCCCGCGGGUCCUCAACACCACCGCCCGGGAGCGGCAGGCCAUCAAGCAAAGGGUCGGCGAGGUCCUCCAGGAGCGGCACCCAGCAAACAGACACGGCGAGGCGGCCGCCCGGACAAACAUCAACUGGCAGGGGGUGGUGGACAUGAUCGUGACGAGGUACUCGGACCGGCUCGCCCUGCUGGCCAGCGGCGACCUGUCGACCGGCGAGUCGCGCUCCAUGGCCAACUUCCUGCUCUCGCCCUUCACCGACGCCGCCGGCGGCCCCGCGCCGUACCGCCCGUCGCUCGAGCGCUGCGCGUCGCUCCACCUCGGGCCCGCGCUCGCGCGCAACGGCACCUCGGCCUGGACGGCCCAGGACGAGCUCAUCGGCGCGGCCGUGGGGGCCGUGUCGCGCCGCAUCUGCCAGGUGCUCGUCGACGCGUGGGUGGCGCUCGGCGGCUCCGGGUCCCGACGAGGGCAGCAACGACGGCAGGAGGAGCAAGAGGAGGUCGGGGAAGAGACGGUCAGGGUGGACGAGUGGGUGGCAGGGCUUGUCGGGGAGCUGGGCUGGACGACGUGGCGCGAGUGCGGCAAGUGCGCGUCGCCACGCGAGGUCUGCUUCGUGGCCAUGUUCCCCUUGGGCGGGCCCGAGGACCACUAUGCACCUCGGUGCAGGAACGCCACCGAGCUGGGCCGCGGAGGCGGGAUGAGCUACUGGCGGUGGGAUCCACGCGGCAACAACUCUGCGGCUGCGUCGGGCGAGUCGCCUUGACGUGAGAGCCUAUCUACGUACGUGCCAUGUAGUCGCACGAUAACAUGUUGUUUGGGGCUUGCAAGGAGAUGUGUGCUCAUGUCGUGGGUGGCGCUGUUGGGCGCAUGUCAUGCGGGACGAAGCGGCGCACUGAUAGAUAAUUGGCAAUACGGUGGUCGACGUCUAACCCCCCGACAGCAGCACGUAGCCGUUGCGGUUCCCGAAACGUGCAGGAUAGAACACAGCUGCUCUGCAGGGGCUGAUAUCGCCGUAUGAGCAAUCCUAGGUGGCGCCUACCGCCUAGAUAGUCCUGACCGAGGUGGCUGCCUCUAUCUCGGCUCAUUCGGGAUGUCGACGGGCCGGAUGCCAC